Molecule: messenger RNA, 3402 nt
Organism: Onychostruthus taczanowskii (white-rumped snowfinch)
Lineage: Eukaryota; Metazoa; Chordata; Aves; Passeriformes; Passeridae
Gene: FGFR4
Product: fibroblast growth factor receptor 4
Exons: 18
Coding region: 16-2988 (990 amino acids)
Biological process (GO): positive regulation of kinase activity; cell surface receptor protein tyrosine kinase signaling pathway; protein phosphorylation
Cellular component (GO): signaling receptor complex
Molecular function (GO): fibroblast growth factor binding; fibroblast growth factor receptor activity; ATP binding
Source: RefSeq, a predicted model, not a curated record
CACGCGUGGGGAGCAAUGGGGAUGUUCAGAGCUGCUCCCUCCUGCUCUGCCUGGAGGACAGCACAGGAGAGCAGCCCCGGGUGUUUUGCAGCCCCCUGCGUUCCUCACCCGCGAGGGGAGGCUGCACCGGCGGAGCCGGGAUGGAGGGGGCUGGGGGCCGCCUCUCGCUGCUGCGGGGGGAAAGGCCGGUGCUACCCCCCGACUUCCCCCGUCCAGCUCGGCGGCAGGUCGGUUUGCAGAGAUGCCGGAGAAGCGAGGCCGGUCCCCGUUCCCCCCUCCCGCCUCCCCAGCGCUCCGGGCGGGGCCGCUGUAACCCGAGCGCGUCCCUACAAAGUGCCCGCGCCCCCGAGGCGGCGGCAGAGCGGGGCCGGAGCCAGCCCGGAGCGAGCCCCAGCCCUGCCCGCAGCCGGAACCGUCCCGAGCCCGGAGCCGACCCCGGCCCUGCCGCCAUGGGGCCACGGUGUGGGGCUCGGCGGCGCUGAGCCCGCUGUCCCCGGACUUUGCCCCGGCCCGCGCAGCGCAGGCGGCUCCGCCGCAGGAGCCCGUCACCGCCGGGUGGGACCCCCGCGCGGGGGGGCCUGGAAGAUGCGGCCGCUCUUGCAGGUCGUGGCGGGGCUGCUGCUGGCGGCGGCUGCCCGGGGCAGGGCGAUGGAGCCAGAGCUAUUUGAGAGACCCUUGCUGGAGUCAGAAGACGAACAUCUCCUACUGGACCCAGGCAACACAUUGAAGCUGUACUGUGACGCCAACCAGAGUGGUGCCAGUGUGGUCUGGUACAAGGAGUCCCGGCCACUUGUCUCGGGGGGUCGCAUUCAUCUCCGUCAGAGCCUGCUGGAGAUCUCAGAGGUUGCCUACGAGGACUCGGGGCUCUACGUGUGCCGGGCACGGGGAACUGGAGAGGUCCUGCGCAACUUCACCAUCUCUGUCGUGGACUCCCUGGCGUCAGGUGAUGAUGAUGAAGAUAGUGAUGGGGACAGUCCCCACGGAGACAGAAAUGAGGGGUCUGUCUAUGUGCACAGAGCUCCUUACUGGACUCACCCACACCGGAUGGACAAGAAGCUGUAUGCAGUCCCUGCUGGGAACACGGUGAAGUUCCGCUGCCCGGCCUCAGGCAGCCCCAGCCCCAGCAUCCGCUGGUUCAAGAAUGGGCGCGAGUUCCGAGGGGAGCACCGCAUCGGGGGCAUCCGGCUCCGGCACCAGCACUGGAGCCUGGUGAUGGAGAGCGUGGUGCCUUCUGACCGCGGCAACUACACUUGCCUGGUGGAAAACAGGUUUGGGAGCAUCCGCUACAGCUACCUCCUGGACGUGCUGGAGAGGUCCCCGCACAGGCCCAUCUUGCAGGCUGGGCUGCCCGCCAAUACCACAGCCCUGGUGGGCAGCGAUGUGGAGUUCUUCUGCAAGGUCUACAGUGAUGCCCAGCCCCACAUCCAGUGGCUGAAGCACAUUGAAGUGAAUGGCAGCAACUACGGCCCUGAUGGGGUGCCCUAUGUGCAAGUGCUCAAGACUGCAGAUAUCAACAGCUCUGAGGUGGAGGUUCUGUACCUGCGCAAUGUGUCCAUGGAGGAUGCUGGCGAGUACACCUGCCUGGCAGGGAACUCUAUCGGCCUCUCCUACCAGUCUGCCUGGCUCACCGUCCUGCCAGAAGAGGAGCUGGUGCGGGAAGCUGAGGCCCCAGAGACCAAGUACACAGACAUCAUCAUCUACACCUCGGGCUCACUGGCCGUGGCCAUGGCCAUUAUUAUUGUGGUGCUGUGCCGGAUGCAGACUCAGUCGAGCAAGCAGCACCUGGAGCCUAUGGCAGUCCACAAGCUCUCCAAAUUCCCGCUCAUCCGACAGUUCUCCCUGGAUUCCAGCUCCUCCGGGAAGUCCAGCACAUCCCUGAUGCGGGUCACCCGUCUCUCCUCCAGCUGUGCCCCAAUGCUGGCUGGUGUCAUGGAGCUGGACCUGCCCCUUGACGCCAAGUGGGAGUUCCCCCGGGACAAGCUGGUGCUGGGGAAGCCCCUGGGAGAAGGCUGCUUUGGCCAGGUGGUGCGGGCAGAGGCUUACGGCAUAGACAGAGACCGGCCGGACAGAGCCGUCACCGUGGCUGUCAAAAUGCUGAAAGACAACGCCACCGACAAGGACCUGGCUGACCUCAUAUCCGAGAUGGAGAUGAUGAAGCUCAUGGACAAACACAAGAACAUAAUCAACCUCCUGGGCGUCUGCACACAGGAUGGGCCACUGUACGUGAUUGUGGAGUUUGCUGCGAAGGGGAACCUGCGCGAGUACCUCCGUGCCCGCCGCCCCCCGACCCCUGACUACGCUUUUGAUGUCAUGGCAAUGCCUGAGGAGCAGCUGUCUUUCAAGGAUCUGGUCUCCUGCGUCUACCAAGUGGCCCGUGGCAUGGAGUACCUGGAGUCCAAACGGUGCAUCCACCGUGACCUGGCUGCCCGCAACGUGCUGGUGACAGCAGAGAGUGUGAUGAAAAUCGCUGACUUCGGCUUGGCCAGGGACGUUCACGACAUCGACUACUACAAGAAAACCAGCAACGGUCGCCUGCCAGUGAAGUGGAUGGCCCCCGAAGCCCUGUUUGACCGUGUCUACACCCACCAGAGCGAUGUGUGGUCCUUUGGGAUCCUGAUGUGGGAGAUCUUCACGCUGGGGGGCUCCCCAUACCCUGGCAUCCCUGUGGAGGAGCUGUUCAAGCUGCUGAAGGAGGGGCACCGCAUGGACCGGCCAUCCAACUGCACCCACGAGCUGUACAUGCUGAUGAGGGAGUGCUGGCACGCUGUGCCCUCACAGCGCCCCACCUUCAAGCAGCUCGUGGAGGGGCUGGACAAGAUCCUGGCAGCUGUUUCAGAGGAGUACCUGGACCUCUCCAUGCCCUUCGAGCAGUACUCGCCCUCCUGCGAGGACACUGCCAGCUCCUGCUCCUCUGAUGACUCCGUCUUCACCCAUGACCCACUGCCGCUGGCUCCUCACCUCUUCUCCUACCCCAGCGUGAGGACUUAAGGGAGGGCAGGGAAGGGUGAUGCUGAAGCCACCUCUGCCCUUGCAGGGAGGGGGUCCGGGUUCCCAAAGGUACCUGCUUUGUCUGGGCUGAGCAGUGGGUGGGCAGGGCCCUGAGCCACAGCACCAGGGCAGGGUGACCCUCUCCCUGGGCUCCUUUUGGGCACUGAGCCAUCAGCCCUGGCUGAGAUCUGCCUGGUAUUGUGGGACAGCUGGAGCUAAAGCCUCUCCAUGUGGGCACUGCCUGGCAUGCCCAUGGCAUUGCCCAGGGAGAUGGGCUAUGGCCAGCGCUUCAGUGGAAGUGUCUCUGGGCAGGAGCCCCACUGCUGCCAGGCUCCUGCUGCAUCUGUACAUAGCCACAGAGAUGAAUAUUUAUGUACAUGAAAUUUCAACCUGAUAAAUUAUUUUUGGAAUACA